This is a messenger RNA of Aspergillus chevalieri, 594 nucleotides long. RefSeq lists its product as uncharacterized. The transcript has 2 exons. NCBI's taxonomy places the organism in Eukaryota, Fungi, Ascomycota, Eurotiomycetes, Eurotiales, Aspergillaceae. The record is from RefSeq and is a predicted model, not a curated record. Bases 1 to 594 code for a protein of 197 amino acids.
AUGCUGCCCUUCCUGGCUGGCGCCAUUGCUCUCCCAUCCGAGAAGAAGACCAGUAAAGGUUUCAGCGUCGUUGCUAUCAACUCUGACUCUCCUGCUCACAACCUGAAAUUGGACGCUUCUUCCACCUACCUGUACCUAAACGGUGAAACCGACGUCUGGUGUCCUCCCGAAGUGGUUAAGGCUAGCGGCUGUCCUGGUGGUAAUAUCACUGUCCGAGAUGCCUCUGUCUUGGCCUCUGCGAACUACAUGUCCGCCAAGAUCCCCGGUGGUGAACACAUCUACGUUGACCGCACCGGUCAUGUCAGAUACACUGGCGGCAGCGACAGCGAUAUGGAGCCCGGUUCCUCUAUGAAUGGUUUCUCGCAGGUCGAGGGCGCUCAAUUUGGCGAGUGGAAGUACAAGGCCAACGGCGCGGAUGGCUUCCUGGCCUGCCCUUUUGCUGGUGGAAAUAAUAUUUGGGAAGUAUUUGUCAACGCCAAGAACAUUACCACCCGCCGGGGUGUGAGCCUGGAUGACUGCUACCCCUUCAAGGCCCAGACUACGCCCUGGGAGUCUUCUGAUGGCCGCGCCUUUGCUGUUUGGUCGUACACUUAA